AUGGCGGAGGAGCAGCGGGCGCUGCUGGGCGCCGAUGGCGCCGAUGGCGGCGGCGGCUCCCCGGGCCCUCCCCGCGCCCUGCCCGCCGCCUGCGACCCCCGCCGCCUCCCGCACCGCCUGCUCGUCCUGGCCCUCAUGUGCUUCCUGGGAUUCGGCAGCUACUUCUGCUACGACAACCCGGCCGCUCUGCAAACGCAGGUUCAGCGGGACAUGAAGGUGAACACGGCCCAGUUCAUGGCUCUCUACGCCUGGUACUCCUGGCCCAACGUGGUGCUCUGCUUCUUCGGGGGCUUCCUGAUCGACAGAGUCUUCGGGAUCCGGUUGGGCACUGUGAUUUUCAGCAUCUUUGUGUGUGUGGGGCAGGUGGUUUUUGCUCUGGGAGCACUGUUCAAUACGUUCUGGCUGAUGGAAGUGGGCAGGUUCAUAUUCGGGAUUGGUGGCGAGUCCUUGGCGGUGGCCCAGAACACCUAUGCAGUGAGCUGGUUCAAGGGCAAGGAGCUGAACCUGGUGUUUGGAUUGCAGCUCAGCAUGGCCAGGAUUGGGAGCACGGUGAACAUGAAUAUUAUGGGAUGGAUCUACUCCAGAGUUCAGGAUCUCCUGGGCUACGCUGGUCCCAGCACCCUCGGCCUGGCUCUGCUCAUAGGUGGGGUCACCUGUCUCUUCUCACUGAGCUGUGCUUUAAUCCUGGCUUACCUGGACAGGAGAGCAGAGAAACUGCUUUGUAAAGAGCAAGGGAAAACAGGAGAAGUGAUCAAGCUGACAGAUGUGAAGGAUUUCUCCCUGUCCUUGUGGCUCAUCUUUGUCAUCUGUGUCUGUUACUACGCUGCAGUUUUCCCUUUCAUUGGCCUUGGGAAGGUUUUCUUUAUUGAAAAAUUCCGAUUUUCCCCUCAAGAAGCCAGUGCAAUUAACAGCAUCGUGUACAUCAUCUCAGCCCCCAUGUCCCCAGUGUUUGGCCUGCUGGUGGAUAAAGUUGGCAAGAACAUCAUCUGGGUGCUGUGUGCUGUGGUCACCACGCUGGCCUCACACAUCAUGCUGGCCUUCACCUUCUGGAACCCCUGGAUAGCCAUGUGCCUGCUGGGGGUGGCCUAUUCCCUGCUGGCCUGUGCCCUGUGGCCCAUGGUGGCCUUUGUCGUCCCCGAGCACCAGCUGGGAACUGCCUAUGGCUUCAUGCAGUCCAUCCAGAACCUGGGCCUGGCAGUGAUUGCCAUAGCAGCUGGCAUGAUCCUGGACACCAGGGGAUACCUGUUCCUGGAGGUCUUCUUCAGUGCCUGUGUUUGCUUGUCACUGAUAGCUGUGGUCAUGCUGUACUUUGUGAACCACCUCACAGGUGGUGAUCUCAACUGGUCUGCAAGGAAAAGGGCAAAACUGCAAAAAGCAGCUGCUUCUGAAAAGGAAAGUUGAGUAGCAAAGCCCAUCCCAGGUGGGAGCUCCAGCACCUCCCCAGCUGCCAGAAGCAGAGUUUAGGUUGCUCUGUAGCUCUCUGGAAGAUCCUGGGGGUUCCAGCACUGCCUCAGCUCCUGCUUUGUCCUAACAAUGCCAAAAUUCCUUUUCUGCUGGGCUGAGGGCCUGGCUGAGCUCUGCCACCCCACAGACACCUGGGGUGAAGCUGAGCUCAGACCCCUGUGCUCACAGGGUGGAGCUUUCUGAUCCAAAAGCAUUUUUGUGUUCUCACCCAGAGCUCCCAUCAGCUCACUGCUGCUGCUUCUGUCACUGUCUCAAUGCAAAAACCACUUUUUAAAUGUAUUUACAGCUUUGGGUUUGUGUCCUUUCAACACAAUGCAAAAAGAGCCACAGAUGCUCAAAGGGAUUUUUUUUUUUUUUGGUAGAUUUCUGAACUCUGAGACUGCUGAGCAGUCUUUUAUUGCCUUCUCGAUUCUCUUUGUAUUGUAAUGUUUCUUUUGAGGAUGAAAGUUUGUUUCAUGGAUACAGAAGUUGUUACAGAAGCUCCCUGAGCACGUUGUAAUCUGGGAAAAACCAGAAGGUUUUCUCUUUCCUACUGAAAUCUUGGAAUGAAAUAAAAGGAACCUGCAGAAA
Molecule: messenger RNA, 2034 nt
Organism: Vidua macroura (Pin-tailed whydah)
Lineage: Eukaryota; Metazoa; Chordata; Aves; Passeriformes; Viduidae
Gene: MFSD1
Product: major facilitator superfamily domain containing 1
Exons: 16
Coding region: 1-1401 (466 amino acids)
Biological process (GO): transmembrane transport
Cellular component (GO): lysosome
Molecular function (GO): transmembrane transporter activity
Source: RefSeq, a predicted model, not a curated record